AAUAUCAACUCCGUUUCAAGGUGUUGCUAGGAUUCUAGGAAGUUGAAAAACCCCACCUAAAAUCUUGAAGCUCAACGUUAUAGGGGCUGGCCGAUUUCCCCUCUUUUGCAAUCAGUUUCGCUAUAGCACCCGCUGCUGUAGCUAAUCCCUCACACACAAAAAUUAUAGCGGAACAGUAAAGCGAAAAUGGCGUUGUGGUUGGACUCGGGUGCAGAACCCCAAACGGAAAAGGAGAAGCUUGAUUUAGAGGCCAUUGUUGCCCUCAAAGAGUCUGCUGCUUUUGAACUUAAGGAUCAGGGGAAUGAUUAUGUUAAGAAGGGGAAGAAGCACUACAGAGAUGCUUUAGAUUGUUACACUAGAGCUAUAAAUCAGAAGGUUUUAAGUGAAUCGGAGACAUCGAUUUUAUAUUCGAAUAGAGCCCAUGUAAAUCUUUUGUUAGGGAAUAACAGGCGCGCCCUUGAGGAUGGGGAGCAGGCCAUUAAGCUUUCUCCAACAAAUAUCAAGGGAUUUUAUCGUGCUGCUAAAGCAUCGUUUGCUCUAGAUUUGGUGAAAGAGGCUAUAUCAUUUUGUGAACAAGGACUUGAACUAUCUCCUGAUAAUGAAGAAUUUAGAAAGCUAGUGAGGCUAGCUAGUGGCAAAUUGGCAGAACGUGAGAAGCAUGAGGCUGAAGUUUCUGAUUCUUUGAAUGGCGCUAAGGACCUUCUUUCUGCAUUUGAAGAUAGAGGAUUGAAAAUCGGUGCAGCAAUGUACCGGGAACCCACUGGGAUGAAGAAACCAGUUAUAGACAAGAGCAAGAUUCUUCAUUGGCCUGUGCUUUUACUGUAUCCAGAGGUCAUGUCCAGUGAUAUAAUUGAGGACUUCUGUGAGACAGACAUGUUUACAUCACACCUUGAUAUAAUGUUUUCAGAAAGUUGUCUGCCGCUGCCAUGGGAUAAAGAAAAUGCAUACACCCGUGAAAAUAUUGAAUUGUACUUUGAGGUUGGCUCAUCAGUUUGCUUGUCAAAGACAAAGAUUCUGCAUUAUAUUUUGGAAGGCACAGUAGGUGCUGGUGCAGUGAGCGUUAGUGAAGAAAAGGAUCCUCCAAAUUAUGGGAACCCUGCAGGUAGAGACCCUUCCAAAUGGGUGAAAAUCAAUGAGAAAAGGACACUUCAUGAUGUUCUGAAAGAACCAAAUCAUGUCAUUCCUGGCAUACCAGUUUUUUACGUUGUGUCGAAGAGCUCUACCUUCUACAACAUAUUUAAAUCUGGCAAGUGGACACCCCCUUAGUUGCGGGUUGAAGAUAGCAACUGAACUAGGUACCACUCCAAUAAUGUGCUUGAGUUUUGAUGAGAUAUUGGCUGCAUGCAAGGAAUAAACCUAUAGGAGAGGGGCAUCUAGGGAAGUGCAAAAGAAUUCUGUUAUAGGAGUUUCUUGCAUAAGUGGAGAGUUAGAGAAUAAAUGCUAUAAAUAGAGUAGUAUACAGGGGAAUCAUGAUGAAUAUUUUGGUGUUUCCUUUAGUUUUCGUUUGUGAGUGAGCAAGCCUCUGGAAUUUUUGCGUUUAUCUUAUGCAAUUUUCCAGUAUAAGAAUUCAGGUCAUUUUCAUUUAUUAAUCAUCUUCACUAA
Molecule: messenger RNA, 1602 nt
Organism: Beta vulgaris subsp. vulgaris (sugar beet)
Lineage: Eukaryota; Viridiplantae; Streptophyta; Magnoliopsida; Caryophyllales; Amaranthaceae
Exons: 8
Coding region: 187-1266 (359 amino acids)
Molecular function (GO): Hsp90 protein binding
Source: RefSeq, a predicted model, not a curated record